AAACACCUCACCGCGGCGCCCCAUAAAUGCGGGCGGCGGCACGGGUUGCACUUGCACAGUGGGGUCCCGGGGUCGCCCCACCAUGAGGCUGCUGGUCGUCUCCAGGCUGCUCUGCAUCAUCCUCCUCUGCUUCUCCACCUUCGCCGCGGAAGGGAGGAGGCUGUCCCAGCACGUUGGCAAGCCCUGGAGUGGCAGGCUCUGCUGCACCCGAGCUCCCAGGCUGGUCCUGACGACCCAGACAGCAGCGCUCACACACCCCACACGCAGGGCUGGAGAGGAGGGAGCAGGGCCCGGGGCAGCUCUGCUCCCCACGGAGCCUGGAGGAUGGGCCCAUGAGACCAAACCCGGGAAGAGAGAGGCGUCCGGCUCCAGACCCGCCCCUGCAUGGACUCAUCCACGGGCCGUAAGAAGAGGGCGCCCCGUCAGGAUCUGCAGACCGUGUAAGUUCAAGCCGGAGCCCCACAAGUGGGUGGUGCCGGGGGCUCUCCCGCAAGUCUAAGGCCCCCCGACACGGCUGCACGCACGCAGCCCAGCCGCUCACGCCCAGUGGCUGAGGCGCCCAGAGGCCUCGCAUCUUCCAGGAUGCACCUCUUGCUGCUGGGCCCGAUAGCAACGACGUCAAGAGCGUUGGCCCAUGGAAGCUUCUGCCGGUGAACCACGAGCCUCUUCUCUUAAAGAUGCACCAUGUCUUGCCUGCCAGCCUGGACUGUGCCCAUACUGCCUUUUAGAAAAGCCUGAACCAGAAUUUUCUGGAAAUCAUGACAUGAAUACAAAGGUCCAAACUCUGGAA
Canis lupus familiaris (dog) is the source of this 790-nucleotide messenger RNA. It is a transcript of the gene GPR15LG, whose product is annotated as chromosome 4 C10orf99 homolog. The record is from RefSeq and is a predicted model, not a curated record. The coding region runs from base 83 to 499 and encodes 138 amino acids. Gene Ontology annotation, molecular function: G protein-coupled receptor binding. The transcript has 4 exons. NCBI's taxonomy places the organism in Eukaryota, Metazoa, Chordata, Mammalia, Carnivora, Canidae.